Molecule: messenger RNA, 1616 nt
Organism: Loa loa (African eye worm)
Lineage: Eukaryota; Metazoa; Nematoda; Chromadorea; Rhabditida; Onchocercidae
Product: type III restriction enzyme
Exons: 14
Coding region: 66-1616 (516 amino acids)
Molecular function (GO): ATP binding; nucleic acid binding
Source: RefSeq, a predicted model, not a curated record
AGUUCAUGUGCAGUAAGACAUAAAUCUCAGUUUUGCUCAAACGGAUAUCUCAUCCGGAAAAUUGCAUGAAAAAAUUCAAAAUACCGGAAAUACAACACGAUAGUUCAGGUUUCACUUCACCUAGGAGAAGAAAGAAUGAAGCCGACAGACAAAUUGUUAAUUUUGCUCAAAUGACACAAUUGCAAGUUGACACACAAGAAAGUAGAUCUGAUUCCGGUUGCAUAACUUCGGCUUGCACGUCUCGAAUUAAUGCGUUCGAGGAAAUGGAAAAUAUUUGUGAAAUGUACAGGAAUCUACGAAAUAUUUCGUCAUUUUAUGACUGGCAAAACCAGUGCUUAAAUGACGAACAUUUGAUAAGUGGCACAAAUAUGAUUAUAUCAAUGGGCACCGGUGCAGGGAAAACUCUUGUUGCAGAGAUUGUGAUGCUACGAGAAACAAUUUUCCGACGAAGGAGUUGCAUCCUUGUCGUACCAUAUGUCGCAAUCGCUCAGGAGAAAGUUUAUUCGUUGUCGGUUUUCGAGGAUAAGCUAAAUGUUUGCGUGGAGGAGUAUGCGGCAAGCAAAGGUCGUUUACCACCAAUCAAACGUCGAAAAGGGGAAUCUAUAUAUGUUGCGACCAUUGAAAAAGCAAACAUGUUAAUUAAUAGUUUGAUAGAACUGGACCGCAUUGACGAAAUUGGAGUUGUAGUGGUGGAUGAAUUGCAUAUGAUAGGAGAAAAUACUCGGGGAGCAAUUAUAGAACAAGGGCUGAUCAAAUUUAUGCAGAAAGGAACUGGUCAAAUAAUUGGUUUAUCAGCAACUCUUUCGAACGUUGAACAGCUUUCAAAAUUUCUCAGUGCAGCGGUAUUUUCAACAAAAUUUCGCCCUAUUAAACUGGUAGAAAAGGUGAAGAUUGACAACUCGUUGUAUAUUGUACAACCGGAGGGGAAAUUGGAAUUCGAGAUGUGCUUAGGUGAAAAUAAAUUAAGAAACCGUGACCCAGAUGGAUUGGUACCUCUGUUACGGGAUAUUGUACCGAAGCAAUCGGUUCUUAUUUUUUGCCCCACCAAACAGAAUUGUGAAAGUGUUUGUAAAGCGGUUUCACACUUGAUGCCAAAGAAUGUCCGCGAACGUAAAAAAACCGAAAGACUGGCUGCAGUAAAAGCUUUGAAAAGUGAGGAAGAUGGAAAGUUUUCUUCUCUAUUAGAAUUAAGCAUCAUGCGUGGCGUUGCCUAUCAUCAUAGUGGUUUAACAGCCGACGAAAGAAAGAUUAUUGAAGGCGCUUUUCAGGAUGGGAUUAUCAAUAUAAUCUGCUGUACCUCUACUUUGGCAGCGGGAGUUAAUCUUCCGGCCCGCCGAGUAAUAAUCAAAGCUCCACUGGUUGGCAAAGAGCCGAUUCGUAAGGCGCAAUAUCUGCAAAUGAUAGGUCGUGCUGGUCGAGCUGGUUAUGAUGACAUAGGAGAAGCAGUGACAAUCGUGCAUUCUGGUUAUGAGGAAAGCAAAUUUUUGGACAUGAUCAGUGGACCUUUACCGGAAUGUAAUAGCUCAUUAAAUGAACCAGUCAUGUUUUCAUCGUUUUUGCUAGAUCUGAUCUCAUUGAAGAUUAGUGAUUUUACGAUUUCUUUAUUUGUUUAUUAA